UCCUCGCCCGUCAUUGGAAAUGAUCGCGCGGAUGAAGGAAAUUGAUUUUUCUUUACCAACCAGAGAAGAAUCCUCCCAAGAGUUGAUCAUUCGUGCUUUCAAUGCGCUGUCGGAUAGCAGGGAAAAUUUUUCAACUCAUCAAGAGUGUAGUUAUGAAAUAAAAAUUGAGAAACAUAGUGAAGUUUGAAAGUUCCCUAUAUGGUGUUAAACAAUUUGAAGUGAAAAGAAAGACGGUGAUAUAACGUUGUGUCCAGAAAAAUAAUCCUCAACUGAAUAACAGCAACCCAAAGCAACAACUCCAGAAGAGUCUAAGUCACCAUGGAAAAAUCGAGUCGACCGGUUAGAAACCGCAAACGCAGUAGAAAAGCGUGGCCACCGGGAGACACUCAUCGACCGAUCAAACGUCUUUUUACGCCGGAAAUCAAACGGAUGCUGAAGGAUUGGCUCGUGCGGCGUCGUGAGAAUCCCUAUCCGAACCGGGAGGAAAAAAAGCUUCUGGCCUGUGAAACGGGUCUAACCUACACACAAAUCUGCAACUGGUUUGCCAACUGGCGUCGAAAACUGAAGAACUCAGGCAACGAUCCGAUCAAGAAGACGUGGGGAAAUUUGAUCAAGAAUUACAACACCAGUGCCAAGGGUAAUGUGGAACAAUUCAGCAUCUGCUCAAACGACAGCAUUUGGGGUGAAAAUGGUGACGACUCGCAAGGAUCAAGAUCACCACAACAGUGCUUUCCCAAACGACAGUAUGUGGGCUACACCAACAACAUGACAUCCAAUGGCAACAACAACAACAACAACAAUAACUGUAACGGGUUCACAAAUUACAUGAAAUUUGUGGAACGAAGAGGUAGUGAUACCUCCGAUGACGAGAAUGGUCCGCACCGAUCGAGAGAUAUGUACUACGAUCACUGUUACACGCCUAAAAGUUACAAUGCAGUUUUUGGGCUACCCACUCAGACCCGUUGCGACCAGAUGAAUUCCUCCGCCGUCGGGUUCACACCUGAUUUCAACACCAACACUACCUCCAUCCUAACGGCUAGCUUCCCCCAUGCAUACCGAGCUGAUAAUGGAACUUACUACCUAACACCCAGCACAACCGUAUCUCCGGCCCACAACAUGAAAAGUACAAAUAAAUACAAAAACUGUAUCAUGGAAAAGUACCUCCGCGACCUGAACGAAAUAGAACCUGAUGACAUACCUAGUGUCGGUGGGCAACCGGAUUCCUCGAAUCCGUUCCAGCAACUGGCUGGACAAUCUCAACCGACUUCCCAGCCAGCGAACGGUGAAGUCCGAGGGCCACCUUCACUCUCAAAAUGGCUCGAAAGUACGGCUAAGUUUACUCCUUCCAAAAAUAACUACAUCGAUUGGAACCAGCCUGGAAAAUCAUCCACGUCGAAGAAGCGUUGCGAUUUCAGUUACUUCAAUCAACCGGCGCCGGCAUCGCUACAGCAAAACCCGUCUGUGUCCCAACUACCGUCUGAUAUGAUAGGGCAGGAUAUACACCAGAGAGAUGAAAUCGAUGCCGCCGAAGCGUUGACACGGCUAGCAAACAAUUUUCGAUUGAAGUUUUAUACCUGAUGCGAUACAAGAUUUUGACAGCUUGUAUAUUCUAAGCAAUAGCAUUCCGAAGUGUACGCCAAUCAAUAGAUUAUGGUUUAUUUACUGAGUCUUAAAUGUUUGUUUAGUGAACUUUAGAAUUAAAUAAUGAAUUGUGUGACUGAUGCCAUAGAAACUCAACUAGAUUUGUUUACCGUAGGCUUAAUUGUUUGGAACUGAUAGGAUUUAGUUCGAUGUUAUGUUUUACUGUUUGUUAUUGGAAGCUGAAUCGUUUGAAAAGACUUCAAUAAAAUGCUAGUUUGAAACAAG
Molecule: messenger RNA, 1866 nt
Organism: Malaya genurostris
Lineage: Eukaryota; Metazoa; Arthropoda; Insecta; Diptera; Culicidae
Product: serine/threonine-protein kinase atg1
Exons: 5
Coding region: 319-1578 (419 amino acids)
Biological process (GO): muscle organ development; regulation of transcription by RNA polymerase II; cell development
Cellular component (GO): nucleus
Molecular function (GO): DNA-binding transcription factor activity, RNA polymerase II-specific; RNA polymerase II cis-regulatory region sequence-specific DNA binding
Source: RefSeq, a predicted model, not a curated record